GGGAGGCCUAAAAAGUAUUGGAACCUCUCUCAUAUGAUCACCACAAUGGCGGACGAGCGGCAGCCACUGAUCGGGAGCGCCACAAAUAACCCGCCUCAGCAGACCUAUGGCGGGUCAGCGACGAUGGGGGGUCAAGCGGGGACGGAGGGGACGCUGGUGUCUCCCGUGGGGCCGGAUGAGCUGCCACCACCCUGCACACCCUCAUCCAAUGGGGUCCCCAUGGUCACGUGUCGGGUGUGCCAGGCCAUGAUAGACAUCUCGGGAAAAGUUGACCAGCAUGUCGUCAAGUGCAACCAGUGCAAUGAGGCAACACCUAUCAGGAAUGCCCCGCCUGGGAAGAAAUAUGUCCGCUGCCCCUGCAAUUGUCUGCUAAUCUGUAAGAGUUCCUCCCAACGAAUAGCUUGCCCCCGACCAAAUUGCAAAAGGAUCAUUAACUUGUCGCCUUCACCAGCAAACCCUUCCUUGCCCAAUGUUCCGGGAAUGUGUAGAGUUACUUGUGCUCACUGCCAUGAUACCUUCAUAUUCAACACACUAAACAAUGCACUUGCCAGAUGUCCACACUGUAGGAAAGUGUCGUCAGUGGGUCCAGAGUUUGCCCGGUGCCGAGGGAUAGUGUUUGUUGUUGUUGCUCUUGGCUUCCUGGCGUUGGGCAUCGCUCUCACCUGCACCACCAUAAGUUACACCAAGACUUACCCCGGCAUCUAUGUAGCAUAUAUUGUGGCCUUUCUCAUCUCAGCCAUCCUCUUCUACCGAACGAUCUAUUACUGCUCUAUGAAGAUAAGUCUCAUCGAGGGCCCCUUAUAAGCUGAGUGGAGGCGCAGGUGUGAGCUUUGUGAGUAAUCUGCCACUAAUUUCUUGUUACACAUUCAAAUGAUGGUCCAGAGAAAGGAAGUGACGGCCAAUCAAGAGACAUGUACCUUAAUAUGUUUACUACUUUGCUUCACCUUCAUGGAGCGUUUAUGUUUUGUAGGAAUGGUUGGUGACUAUGAUCCACAGUCAGUUCCUUACCUUAAAUUACUGAACGCUAAGUAAUUUUGUAUCUCUGUUAGUUUAGUAGGGUUUCACGUCCUUCUUGAAUGCCAAAGGAGUUUUUUGGGAUCAUUUUUGCCAGUCAGUCAGAUACUAUUUUGUAUUAUACUUGUCAGUUGUCUUAUAUGUAUAUUUUAUUCAGUUUUGAAAGAAGAACAGAAAAUACAGUGCAGUGAGUCCCGAUUUUAAAUAGAGCAAGCUUCACAGUAUGCAUGCUUGUAAUUUGUAGCACCUCCAUAUGUGGUAGGUCAUUUAAAUACUAGACGAUUUACUAUGUCAAAGUGAUUCCAAAGAUCAUUCGCAGUUGAGUUACAAACAGCAUUGACACUUAAAGAUUUACAAGUAAGUAUUAUAGUUUCAGGCAUUAGUUGAUACCGUACAGGUUUUUCUUUUAAUCAAUAUCAAUAAAGUGUUUGAUUUUACAUUAUUUAAAUAUGACUAAAGUAUGCCACCUUGCUAGAAGAGAAUGAUGUUCCAUUGCAAUUGCGUACCAUUAUUUAUGAUAGUUUGCUAGUGAACACGCCUGACCACUGAAUUAACCUCAACCCUGGGAUAUUUGUAGGAUUAUGAAUUGCGUUUUCAGUAUACGUAGGUUUUUAAAAGUCAUUGUAGUGUAAUUUAAGUCUAUAGAAACCUGUGAUAAGCCAAGAUCUUAGGAUGCUGUCCUAUAUGUAUUGUAGCUCCAGUAUACAAGUGAAGUUCUCAAUUCUUGAAAUAUUCUUUACACCUUCCUGAGUUGAAAAGCUUCCUUGUUACACUUCGCUUACUACACCUAACUCUCUCUUAAGGAUUAGAUUAACCUUUUGGGGUAUAUUCAAUUGAUAUUUUAAGUUUGUUUGUAUGGAAAUUCAGUUCUCUUUUCUUUCCUUGAUCACUGAUAUUGCUAUUAUUAUUAUUAUUAUUAUUAUUAUUAUUAUUAUUAUUAUUAUUAUUAUUAUUAUUAUUAUUAUUGAUAUACUUCACCCAGUUUUGUAUUUGUUUUUUCAUUUUUUCUGUUUAUAUAUUUGUUUUUUCAUUUCUACCCAGAGCAGCUUUUGUUACAAGUCAUUGAUUUUUCAGUGUGCCGAUCUUGUCCUUUGUAAUUUUGUUACCGCUAAUGGGCUCUUCUAGAUCAGUCUGAAGAAAAUCCUUCCAUGAUGUGUCCACUAUAGAGGACUUUGGAAUAUAUAGUAUUAUAAUUAUUUUAAUAUCAGAAGUGCAUCAGUUGUGGCAUAACAUGGCAGACAGGGUGUGAGAUAUUUUGUAUGAGUGAUUGGAAAUCAAAAGGAGCCUUGUUUACUUUGUUCAUGAAUGAUGUGCAAGCGGGCAGUGAGUUCACACAGGAAGAAAGUAAAGCUUAGAGUCACUGUAAUACAAGUUGAUGAUUUCAUGAACUUGGCUUAGAAGUUUUCCUGCUUUUAGAAAUGCAUCAAAUCCUGCAUCGUCAGAUAUCAUUAUGGUGGGCUUUAGCAUUAUUUAAUGGGAUUGUCACACCAUUUCCUCAGAUUUCUUUUUAUAACCUAUAAAGUAGAAAUUGUGAUAUGGGAAAUAGUAUUGUAUUUUUUGGAGUGCAAGCAGCGGGGUGUGUGGCUAUCGGGGGAGGGCGGUCCAGCUCAGGGCCGUGACCCUCACUGGGGAGUGUACACUGUAGGACAAGUUGUUGGCAGGGGUUGUAGUGGGUUUGGUAUGUUGCCUGAUGAUACACUACUAUCAACUUAUAAUUUAUGUAAAUAAAUUUAUACUUUUAUCUAAAAUGGAGAGCACAUCUAUAUGUGCUGAAAAAUAGCAAGGAGGCAUCCACUCAAGUGCAAAGUGCCACAUGGUGUGGAGGUCAUGUUACCUAGAUCACCUUACUGCUGCCGCCAGCAGGGGAGGUGCAGGGAACUCUUGUCCUUGCACUGAGUGUUCAGAGUAAGGAGUCCCUCAGGGGGUGCCACUCGCCGGGCACUCCGCUGAUCUUGAUUGCUUUAAUAUAUUUAUGUCACGUUUGUAUAAAUCACUUGUGCAAUUGUAUAUUUCAGUUGCUCAUGAAGCACUAGACACAUUCCUCUAAGUAAUCAAUUGUACAUAAAUGAAAUGGAAUGUCAUCUACCAUUCUUUUAGAACUUUUAAAGCUGUAUCCAAAAAUGUCAUGUUAAAAGUGUUGAACAUAA
Messenger RNA from Eriocheir sinensis (Chinese mitten crab), 3161 nucleotides. RefSeq names its product type 2 phosphatidylinositol 4,5-bisphosphate 4-phosphatase-like. The record is from RefSeq and is a predicted model, not a curated record. Gene Ontology annotation, cellular component: late endosome membrane; phagocytic vesicle membrane; plasma membrane. The transcript is spliced from 6 exons. Gene Ontology annotation, biological process: phosphatidylinositol dephosphorylation. NCBI's taxonomy places the organism in Eukaryota, Metazoa, Arthropoda, Malacostraca, Decapoda, Varunidae. Bases 34 to 804 code for a protein of 256 amino acids. Gene Ontology annotation, molecular function: phosphatidylinositol-4,5-bisphosphate 4-phosphatase activity.